AUUCAGAAGCUGUGUGACCGCGUAGCUUCUUCCACUCUGCUGGAUGACCGGAGGGAUGCUGUACGUGCUCUUAAAUCAUUAUCCAAGAAAUACCGAUUGGAGGUGGGCAUACAGGCCAUGGAACAUCUCAUCCACGUUCUUCAGACAGACCGUUCAGAUUCUGAAAUAAUUGGCUAUGCCUUGGACACUCUCUACAAUGUAAUAUCGAAUGACCUAGAAGAGGAGGAGCAAGAUGAUUCUGAAGAAGAAAACUUACCGAAACAAGUUGAUGAUUUGGGAAGUCAGUUCACAGAGAUUUUCAUUAAACAGCAAGAAAAUGUUACUCUCUUGUUGACUCUGGUGGAGGAAUUUGAUUUCCAUGUUCGUUGGCCUGGAGUGAAGCUACUUACAUCGCUUUUAAAGCAGCAAGGACCUCAAGUGCAGCAGAUAAUUCUUGUCAGCCCUAUGGGUGUUUCCAGACUGAUGGAUUUACUUGCAGACUCUAGGGAGGUUAUACGAAAUGAUGGAGUCUUGUUGUUACAGCAACUGACAAAAAGUAACGCAGCCAUACAGAAGAUUGUUGCCUUUGAAAAUGCCUUUGAGAGACUUCUGGAUAUCAUAACAGAAGAAGGAAACAGCGAUGGAGGUAUAGUAGUGGAAGACUGUCUCCUCCUCUUACAAAACUUGUUGAAGAAUAAUAAUUCCAAUCAGAAUUUCUUCAAAGAAGGUUCAUACAUUCAGCGUAUGAAGCCUUGGUUUGAAGUCGGAGAUGACAACUGUGGGUGGUCUGCGCAGAAAGUAACUAAUCUUCACCUGAUGCUGCAGCUUGUGCGGGUACUCGUGUCUCCCACCAAUCCUCCUGGUGCCACCAGCAGUUGUCAGAAGGCGAUGUUUCACUGCGGGUUGUUACAGCAGCUCUGCACGAUCCUGAUGGCGACCGGAGGUCCUGCUGAUAUCCUGACAGAAACCAUUAAUACCGUAUCAGAGGUCAUUCGAGGAUGCCAGAUGAACCAAGACUACUUUGCCUCUGUAAAUGCACCUUCUAAUCCACCAAGGCCUGCGAUUGUAGUACUUCUGAUGUCCAUGGUAAACGAAAGGCAGCCUUUUGUGCUACGCUGCGCAGUUCUCUACUGUUUCCAGUGCUUUUUAUACAAAAACCAAAAAGGACAAGGAGAAAUCGUUUCAACGCUUCUGCCAUCUACCAUUGACGCUACAGGUAACUCUGUCUCAGCUGGUCAGCUGCUCUGUGGGGGCCUUUUUUCCACGGACUCUCUCUCAAACUGGUGUGCCGCUGUGGCCCUGGCUCACGCGUUACAGGAAAACGCCACGCUGAAAGAACAGCUCCUGAGAGUGCAGCUGGCGACAAGCAUCGGCAACCCGCCGGUGUCGCUGCUCCAGCAGUGCACCAAUAUCCUCUCCCAGGGCGAUAAGAUCGACAGACGGGGCAGCAAAGUACAGACCCGGGUUGGACUACUGAUGUUGCUGUGCACUUGGCUAAGCAACUGCUCGAUCGCUGUCACCCACUUCCUUCACAACCCAGCCAACGUACCUUUCCUCACAGGGCAGAUAGCUGAAAACCUUGGAGAAGAGGAGCAGCUCGUCCAAGGCCUGUGUGCACUUUUGCUUGGCAUUUCCAUCUACUACAAUGACAAUUCCCUUGAAAAUUAUAGGAAAGAGAAGCUGAAACAGCUGAUUGAGAAGAGGAUUGGCAGGGAGAACUUCAUUGAGAAGCUUGGCUUCAUUAGCAAACACGAACUUUAUUCCAGAGCUGCUCAGAAGCCACAGCCUAGUUUUUCUAGCCCAGACCACAUGAUGUUUGAUCAUGAGUUCACCAAGCUCGUGAAGGAAUUGGAAGGUGUCAUAAGUAAAGCUAUUUACAAGUCCAGUGAGGAAGAUAAAAAGGAGGAGGAGGUGAAGAAGACAUUGGAACAGCAUGACAACAUUGUGACUCACUACAAAAAAGUCAUUAGAGAGCAGGACCAGGAGCUUGAAGAAUUAAAACAACGAAUUAACACUUUAACAUCUCAAAACGAACAGCUCCAAGCAACAGUUACACAGCAAGUGUCGCAGAUCCAACAGCAUAAGGACCAGUAUAAUCUCCUUAAAGUACAGCUAG
Balearica regulorum gibbericeps (East African grey crowned-crane) is the source of this 2095-nucleotide messenger RNA. Lineage: Eukaryota; Metazoa; Chordata; Aves; Gruiformes; Gruidae. The record is from RefSeq and is a predicted model, not a curated record.